Molecule: messenger RNA, 1220 nt
Organism: Manis javanica (Malayan pangolin)
Lineage: Eukaryota; Metazoa; Chordata; Mammalia; Pholidota; Manidae
Gene: CRB3
Product: crumbs cell polarity complex component 3
Source: RefSeq, a predicted model, not a curated record
UCCCUCCCAGGUGAGUGACUAAACUUUCCGGGUCACGUGAGCGGGCGGGGCUGGAGUCCGACUGAGCGACCGACCCACCGACCGACCGACGCUCCGAGGGUUCGAGCGAGGGACCCGGCCCGCGAACCUGAGCGAGGUCGAAGGCCUCCGGGUGAGCCCCCAGGUGCCUGGUUGCAGGUACCCCCCUCGCCCGAGAUGCGGUAGGAACGCAGCACUCGAGAAGCCCGGGCCCUGGUGCCACCAGCCCGUCGCCUGUUCCCAAUGGCGAGCCCGGGGCUGGGGCCGCUGCUAGCACUGGGCCUGCCACUGCUGCCGGUCCGCUGGGGCCGGGCCUGGGGGCAAACACCAGACCCCACUGUAAAUGGCAACCACACCAUUACGACCCCUGGCCCUGGCUCCUACUCCAGUGGGGCCCUGUCUCAAGAGGCCAUCACCGCUAUCAUUGUGGUCUUCUCCCUCCUGGCAGCCCUGCUCCUGGCUGUGGGGCUGGCCCUGCUGGUGCGGAAGCUGCGGGAGAAACGGCAGACAGAGGGCACCUACCGGCCCAGCAGUGAGGAGCAGUUCUCCCACGCAGCUGAGGCCCGGGCCCCCCAGGACCCAAAGGAGACGGUGCGGGGCUGCCUGCCCAUCUAGGUCCCCUUCCUCUCUCCAUCUCCUGUCAUUGCUGUGUGACCUUGGGGGAAGGUGGAGCCCUCUCUGGGCAAUCAAACCCACACAGUGCUUACAAAUAUAAGGGAAGAUGGUGCUUUAAGAACUCUGUCCCUGAGGCAAGGAAGGUGGGGCUGCUCACUUUAUAUGUGUGUAUAUAUAUACAGAUAUAUACACACACAGCACACAUAUAAAGUUGGUGGUGAGAUAUAAAAAAACCUUAUUUGGAGCUGGGGGGGAGCAGGAAUUGGCUUGGAUGGAGGAUAUAAGUCAGGGCUCAUAGGCUAUUGAGAGAUGAAUUGUAAGGUUGCAAGGAUCCUAGGGGCUGGGAGGGCUUCCAGGAAGGAAGGAGUUUUUAGCGGCACUUAGAAGCCAGGAGGAAGGUACUGGAAGGGAUGGGUUUCUGAGCAGAGAGAGGGCCUCCAGAUAAACUCACGGGGAAAACCAACUGUGGGCUUUUGUGGCUUUAUUGAGGGACUGGGGUCUCAUCCAGAUCCCCAAUACUUAACCUUCAAAACACUUCUUAAGCUCAGCAACUCCAGGCCGGCUCCUGACCUGGGGUUCCUGCCCAG